Messenger RNA from Entelurus aequoreus (snake pipefish), 474 nucleotides. Its product is annotated as N-acetylaspartate synthetase-like. Gene Ontology annotation, cellular component: mitochondrial membrane. Gene Ontology annotation, molecular function: L-aspartate N-acetyltransferase activity. Bases 94 to 474 code for a protein of 126 amino acids. The transcript has 3 exons. NCBI's taxonomy places the organism in Eukaryota, Metazoa, Chordata, Actinopteri, Syngnathiformes, Syngnathidae. The record is from RefSeq and is a predicted model, not a curated record.
CUGAGCAUCUUGUUCUGACCGACACUUGACCAAACUCACAAACCCAACCAGCAUUACUUUCCACAAGCAGCAGCAAGUACUUCCAGAUCUGUCAUGGAGGAAAAACACACACAACAAGGAAAAAAAGUAAUAGAGUUCAGUGGUGUUGUGCGCGAGUUUAAGCCCGAGGAUCGAGUGCACGUACAACGCAUCUUUUCUGAGGGGAUGAUGGAGAUGAUAUACGACACGUCUAUCAGAGGCUUCAGACAUCAUCCUGAGAGCCUCCUGCUCUAUUCAGCUAUGACAAUUGCUGGCUUCGUGCUCACCAAGUGUUGGUGGAUGAUAGUACUCCUCCCUGUGCUGGUGCUGUGUGGCCGUUAUUUGUGCAGCAGGUGGGUGAUUCUGGGUUAUCUGACGGAAGCCAUGAGGACUGACAUGGGUCACAUGGAAGAAGUCUACAUAAACUCACCAAGAAACUCAGGAAGUUCAAGCUAA